AUGAGUCUACGUGGAUCAAUACAUGUAGGUAGUGUUAUCGAUUGGUUCCUGGAUCUCUCCUUGGGUAUGUCCUUAUCUCAACCUGCUAUGGGGCGUGCUGCAUUGUCUGCUAACUUGUGGACUAGACGUGCAAUCUUGUUGUUGUGCUGCAGUGCUGCUACUGGAUCUUGGAUACCUUUGCCGCACAAGCUGCUGCUGGAGCCCAGACAGGUCCAGCCAGGGCGCUGGCCGCUGCCAGAGGCUGUCAGCAACACCAUCUCCUCCUCUCCUUUGGGUCGCCUAUUCACCAGUUCCGGCACUUUCUACCCCAGCGUGGAUGACGUUCAGCAAGUGCGAAAGCUCCUGCAACGGCUGGGACCGGGCCUGCCCACCGAAGUGGUCGACCUGAUUGUCGACGAGGCCGAGUACUGGCCGUCCGUGGAGACGAGUCUCCGCGAUGCUCCCCUUUUCAUUGGGAAGGAUAAUGACCGCGAGUGUUUGCGGACGCCGCCGUUGUGUUAUGAUGUGGAUGGACAGAACGACGGCUCUUACAGAGUCCUUCCCCACCGGGGCAUCCAUCCCUGUCGCAAAAUCGUCUUCUCCAUCUCCUCCCACGACCAGGGCUGGGGCGGGGAGCGCGGUUGUCAGGGUACCUACAAGGGAUCAUACACCUGGUUCGACGCGUAUAUUAUCCCGUCUAGCAACGACGGACAGCAGGGACAACCUGCUCAUAAUCAGCAGAGCGCUACGAACUCUCAAGAGCAAACAAAUCAGGCAUCUCAGGCGUCCUUCCAGCCAGAACGCCCACUUCUGCCCACGCCCAGCAGAUUACAGUCGAAUCUCACUGCUACCAGGACCACCCAGGACUACUGCAUCGUCUGGCACUACAAGGAUCGCAUCGACCCCGAGUCCAGCGAAGCGGAGAGGAUUGAAGACGAACAAGGGCGCGGACGAGCGACGCUAGACGGUCGAGCGGUCCGGGAGAUGCGAGUCGGGGAUGCGGUGUCUUUGUGGGCACGAGCGCGGUUCUGGGGGUGGUCGAAUCACGUCGAGAAGAUGUCUGUCCGAGUCUUUUGGGCUGUUUAA
Rasamsonia emersonii CBS 393.64 is the source of this 1065-nucleotide messenger RNA. RefSeq lists its product as uncharacterized. The record is from RefSeq and is a predicted model, not a curated record. NCBI's taxonomy places the organism in Eukaryota, Fungi, Ascomycota, Eurotiomycetes, Eurotiales, Trichocomaceae. Bases 1 to 1065 code for a protein of 354 amino acids. The transcript is spliced from 5 exons.